GCGGCGGGUGCGCGCGCGCCUCCCCUCCCUCCCCUGCUCUGCCCCCCCGCCCCCGCCGCCGCCAUGAUAGUGUUUGUCAGGUUCAACUCCAGCCAUGGCUUCCCGGUGGAGGUUGGUUCGGAUGCCAGCAUCCUCCAGCUGAAGGAGGUGGUUGCCCAGCGACAGGGAGUUCCAUCUGACCAGCUGCGGGUGAUUUUUGCAGGGAGGGAGCUCAGCAAUGACUUGACACUGCAGAACUGUGACCUGGCCCAGCAGAGUAUCGUUCAUAUAGUUCAGAGUCCACAGAAGAACAGUCAGAACAAGGAUGAGACAGAAGAUAACUGUGCUGGAGGUAUUCCAAAAGCCUUGGAAAGAGAACCUGAAAGUCUAACUCGCAUAGAUCUCAGCACCAGCAUCCUCCCAUCACUCUCUGCAGGUUUGGCUGUUAUUCUGGAUACUACAAAAAGCAUUUCUCUUCCCUCUGAAAAAUCAGGUGCAGCUAGUUACAACAGUUUUUUUGUUUUUUGCAAAAAUUUCUGCCAAGCUGUGAAACCCGGGAAACUGAGGGUCCGCUGCAGUGUGUGUAAACAAGGAACACUGACGUUGGCAAGAGGUCCAUCUUGCUGGGAUGAUGUGCUGAUUCCCAACAGAAUAAGAGGUGUUUGCCAGUCCCCAAGGUGCAAUGGAAACAUAGCGGAGUUUUACUUUAAAUGUGGAGCACACCCAACGACUGACAGUGAAACAUCUGUGGCUUUGAACCUCGUUACAACAAACAGUCGCUGUAUCACAUGUAUCACAUGCACAGAUAUUAGGAGUCCUGUGCUUGUGUUCCAGUGCGUGCAUCGCCAUGUCAUUUGCCUGGACUGUUUCCAUUUGUACUGUGUGACUAUGCUGAAUGACCGUCAGUUCAUCCAUGACCCGGAGCUUGGCUAUUCCCUCCCUUGCGUAGCUGGCUGUCCAGACUCCUUGAUUAAAGAGCUUCAUCACUUCAGGAUUCUGGGAGAAGAACAGUACAACCGUUACCAGCGCUAUGGGGCGGAGGAAUGCGUGCUGCAGAUGGGAGGAGUGCUGUGUCCAACUCCUGGCUGUGGAGCAGGUUUGCUUCCUGAACCCGGAGUGAGGAAAAUUGUAUGUGAACCGGGCAACGGAAUGGGCUGUGGGUUUGUGUUCUGCCGUGAAUGUAAAGAAGAAUACCAUGAAGGGGAAUGUAGCUCUCUCCUCAGCAUGCAGGGAGCCAUGGCCCAGAAGGGAUACGUAGUUGAUGAACGUGCAGCCAUGCAAGCUCGAUGGGAAGAGGCAUCUAGAGAAACAAUCAAGAAGACAACCAAGCCAUGCCCCAGCUGCAAUAUUCCAGUAGAAAAAAAUGGUGGCUGCAUGCACAUGAAAUGUCCUCGCCCGCAGUGCAGAUUUGAGUGGUGCUGGAACUGUGGCCUGGAGUGGAACAGAACCUGCAUGGGAGAUCACUGGUUUGACUAGUGCUGCUGAGGCCAGCUCCUGUUGCUGCUAAAGCUUGUUUUCAUCAGGGCCAAAUUCUGAACUCC
Harpia harpyja (harpy eagle) is the source of this 1520-nucleotide messenger RNA. RefSeq names its product parkin RBR E3 ubiquitin protein ligase (gene PRKN). Gene Ontology annotation, biological process: positive regulation of proteasomal ubiquitin-dependent protein catabolic process; regulation of apoptotic process; regulation of mitochondrion organization. Bases 64 to 1455 code for a protein of 463 amino acids. The record is from RefSeq and is a predicted model, not a curated record. Gene Ontology annotation, cellular component: ubiquitin ligase complex; mitochondrion; cytoplasm. The transcript has 12 exons. Gene Ontology annotation, molecular function: ubiquitin conjugating enzyme binding; zinc ion binding; ubiquitin protein ligase activity. Lineage: Eukaryota; Metazoa; Chordata; Aves; Accipitriformes; Accipitridae.